This is a messenger RNA of Carya illinoinensis, 825 nucleotides long. Its product is annotated as F-box protein At5g07610-like. The transcript has 2 exons. The coding region runs from base 1 to 825 and encodes 274 amino acids. The record is from RefSeq and is a predicted model, not a curated record. NCBI's taxonomy places the organism in Eukaryota, Viridiplantae, Streptophyta, Magnoliopsida, Fagales, Juglandaceae.
AUGGCAACAAUAAGAAAAAGCCAGAGCACCAGCGGGUCUAGAACAACCAGGCUGCAGAUGUCGGCUGCUGCAGUCGCUAGCAGUGAAGACCUCUUGAGAGAGAUUCUUACGCGUCUUCCUGUGAGACCUCUUGUCAGACUCAAGGUUGUUCAUGCCCGCAGAAACUGUAGAUCCAAUGGUUUAUUGUUGAAAGGUCUCAAACAAGCCCCAGGACUUUCCCUCGUACCCCUUGGGGAGUAUCAACCUCCUAGGGUUUUACCAUUCAACUUUCUCAACAAGUGGGGUACAAGUGUUUUAGAUUCCUGCAAGGGCUUGUUGUGCUAUUCUAUGGCAGAUCUUCAUAAUCCCAAACAAAUUUCUUACUAUGUUUGUCAUCUUGCUUCCGGGGAGUUCACAAGAAUCGGUGUGUUUGAUGUGCUGUCAACAAUACGUUUAAAAGUUGGCAUUGUAUCUUUUGAUCCUUUGAAGUCAGUUCACUACAAAGUUAUCUUGAUUCAUCAAAUACCUUCCGCAUCAUCUAACUUUCGACUGAACAUUGAUAUUUACGCAUCGGUGACCCAAUCUUGGAAGCCUGCCGAAGUUGUCAUAGUACCAUAUGAUGCAGGAUUUAACAAUGAAGCAGUUUACAUGAAUGGUGCUAUUUACUGGUAUGAUCAAACCCGGAAAGCAGUUUGGUACCUUGAUUUAGAUACAAAAUGUCUAGACAGAGUGCCGGAUUUAAUGGAUUGGCCGAAAAUAAGUUCUGUCAAGUAUUUUGGAGAGUCGCGGCAACUUGCAUCUCAUUGCAACAUGCAGACUCCGCACUAUGCUACUUACUGUCUAUGA